This is a messenger RNA of Menidia menidia (Atlantic silverside), 1886 nucleotides long. The record is from the annotation of a GenBank genome assembly. NCBI's taxonomy places the organism in Eukaryota, Metazoa, Chordata, Actinopteri, Atheriniformes, Atherinopsidae.
GACGCUAAGCUUGUUCUGAGCUCGACCACAGGAGACGCCCACAGAGAGGAGAGAUGGAGAAGCCAGCCCUGCAGACGCAGCCGUCCACCCUGCCUUUUUUCGACACGGCGCACGCUUUUAACCUGCUGCGCGGGAUCCACGAGCUCCGCGCCGAGCGCAAGUUCUUCGACGUGACCCUCUGCGCCGAGGGCCGCGAGUUCCACUGCCACCGGACCGUGUUGGCUGCUGCCAGCACCUACUUCCGGGCCAUGUUCGCCGGAACUCUGAGGGAGAGCGCCAUGGACCGGGUGGUCCUCCACGAAGUGUCGGCGGAGCUCCUGGGCCUCCUGGUGGACUUCUGCUACACCGGCAGGGUCACCGUCACUCAGGAUAACGUGGACCUGCUGCUCAAAACGGCCGAUCUGUUCCAGUUCCCCUCGGUCAAGGAGGCGUGCUGCGCCUUCCUGGAGCAGCGGCUGGAUGUCUCCAACUGCCUGGAGAUCCAGGACUUUGCCGAGGCGUACGCCUGCAGGGAGCUGGCGGCCAGCGCGCGGCGCUUCGUCCUCAAAAACAUCAUGGAGCUGGCCAAAGGGAUGGACUUUGAACGGCUGCCGUGGAAGCGGCUGGUGGAGUUUGUGUCGGACGACGAGCUGUGCGUGGACAAGGAGGAGACGGUGUAUCAGAUCGCGGUGCGCUGGGUGAAGGCGGACCUUCAGCGGCGCCUGCACUACUGGCCCGAGCUGCUCCAGCAGGUCAGGCUCCCGUUCGUCAGGAGGUUCUUCCUGCUGGCCCACGUGGAGAGCGACCCGCUCGUCUACCUCUCGCCCACCUGCCUCCGCAUGGUCAACGAGGCCCGAAGCUUCCAGUCCUGCGAGUACGACCGCCACGACCGGCUCUGCCACCGCAUGCGGCCGCGGCCCUCCACGGGCCUGGCCGAAAUCCUGGUCGUGGUCGGAGGCUGCGACCAGGACUGCGAUGAGCUGGUCACCGUAGACUGUUACAACCCUCAGACAGGACAGUGGCGCUACCUGGCGGAAUUCCCCGACCACCUCGGAGGAGGUUACAGCAUAGCUGCCCUCGGGAACGACAUGUACGUCACAGGUGGCUCUGAUGGCUCUCGCCUCUACGACGGCGUGUGGCGCUACAAGUCCAGUGUGAACGAGUGGACCGAGGUGUCGCCCAUGCUGAAGGCCCGCGAGUACCACAGCUCCUGCGUGCUGAAGGGCCAGCUGUACGUGGUGGCCCUGGACAGCACCGAGCGCUACGACCACGCCCUGGACUGCUGGGAGGCGCUGCCCGCCAUGCUGCACCCCAUGGACAACUGCUCCACCACGGCGUGCAGCGGGCGCCUCUACGCCAUCGGCUCCCUGACCGGGGAGGACACCAUGGCCAUCCAGAGCUACGACGCAGACGCCAACCGCUGGACAAUGGUCAAGUGCGGACAGCUGCCGCCGUGGUCCUUCGCCCCGAAAACCGUGACCCUCAACGGCCUCAUUUACUUUGUCAGGGAUGACUCAGCCGAGGUUGAUGUGUAUAAUCCCCAGAAGAACGAAUGGGACAAAAUUAGCCCCAUGACCCAGGUCCACGUUGGAGGCAGCGUAGCGGUCCUGGGCGGUAAGCUGUACGUGUCCGGCGGGUACGACAACACCUUCGAGCUGUCCGACGUGGUGGAGGCCUACGACCCGGCCGCCCGCUGCUGGACUCUGGCCGGGCGGCUCCCUCAGCCCACCUUCUGGCACGGCAGCGUCAGCAUCUUCCGACAGUUCAUGCCGCUGGUUUCCAGCGCCUUCCAGCCCGCCGACAUCCCCGAGUCCAACGGCGUCCACCUGCACCGCCACCACCGCCACCAGGCCCUGCAGAACCUCAACAACCUGAACCAGAACCAGGGCGUGAACCCAGCGCACUGA